AUGGCACAUGUUCAUAUUAUUCGAUUACAAUUUCAAUCUCUCCGACUUCCAUCUCCCUCUUUCUUCACUACUCUCCCACCGCUUCCACCUAAGAGCCUCUUCUCUCUGCCACCGCAAUCUCAUUUCAAAUCCAGAAAACAAUUGCUUCCUUUCAAAGUAUGUGUAGCUGUUGGAGAAAAUGCUGAGGAUAGACUAGUUAUUUUUGAAAUUUAUGGGACUUGGUGUGCUUCUUACCGAGCGUUAUUCCCUAAGCUAUGCAGAACAGCUGAAGAAAACCCUGAAAUUGUUCUUUCUGAAAAGGGGCUGAGGGGCAGCUGGAAUCUUUUUCAUGUUCGCUUGACAAGUUUCAAAAAAAUAAAGGAUGCCAUCGUGACACAUAACACAGCUCGAUGCAGCAUCGGUCCUCCCAAGGGAAUCGGUGAUUUGGUUCUUGAAUCGUCCUCCGCUCCCAAGGAUAAACCAGCAGAAUCUGUUUGA
Vicia faba (fava bean) is the source of this 477-nucleotide messenger RNA. The record is from the annotation of a GenBank genome assembly. Lineage: Eukaryota; Viridiplantae; Streptophyta; Magnoliopsida; Fabales; Fabaceae.